Messenger RNA from Cuscuta europaea, 3066 nucleotides. NCBI's taxonomy places the organism in Eukaryota, Viridiplantae, Streptophyta, Magnoliopsida, Solanales, Convolvulaceae. The record is from the annotation of a GenBank genome assembly.
CCAUCCCCUUCUCUCUCCUUUCUCUCUACCCUCUUCACCUAGCCCCUUCUUAAAUUCCAAAAAAAUGGAUGAUCUUCUUCUCUUCUUCAUCUUCCUCUUCCCUUCUCCAUCCCUUUUUUCUCUACAUUUUUAUAUUAAUUUUUUUCAUUAGUUGCACAAAAUCAGUUUAUUCAUGUUAUUUCAUUUUUUUUGAAAUUGCAUGUAAAUUGAUCACACAUACAACUAUAUCAUUCAUUUGAAUGUAUAUAGACAAUUGAAUUUUUUGUUCACUCAGAUAAUUAAAAUUGAUCACAAAGAUAACUAAAGUAGAUCACACAGACAAUUAUUGUCUAUGUGGUAAAUAUUGUCUGUGCGCACAAGAAAUUAAUUGCCUAUGCACAGGUAAAUGUUAGUUUUGUCCGUGCACACAAUACUACACACAUAUAGAUGGAUUUAAUGUUAGUUUUGUCCUGUAAUUUUUUAUGCGAAAAUUAAGUUUGUUGGACACAGACAAAUGUUAAACAGUGUAAUGACUAUGAGCACUUCGACCGAAAUAGCUCAAUGCCAGUCAAAAUCGCAAUUUAUAUCGUGAGAUCGGUCUACCACACGCACGGUGUGCCGAUCCCAAACGACGUCGCUUUAUUGAUUAAAAAUAAGUGCAUCGAUAGAUCGCAGUUGCCAGAGUACCGACAUAGGCAUCUCCAUCGCCGGAACAAUAAAUUUUUUCCCAUCUCCAACCACCUACGGGCAGCAGUACAUAUAAGGUGCACGUAAGGAGACGAGAAAUUACCGGCACCCGCAGGCGUAUACUCAUUUGAGUUUAAUAUAAAACUCAUUUGAGAUCAGUUGUAGCACAGAUUUCUCAGCAAUGAAUUACUCCCUUUGUCUCCCAAAAUCACAAGCUCAAAUAGCAAAACUGCGUCAGAAAAAGAGAAAAAGAAAAAGAGUGGAAAGAAAGACAGAGAGGGAGAAGUAACUACACCGGAGCCGAAGCCGCUACGUUUGUGCCAGAAGAGAAGGGGGGAGUGGUGAGAGGCGGCGACGAGCAACGUGCUCAAGGAGAAGGGGAUGAACGUUGGCGACAGUGAACCUGGUGCGAAGUCAAAUCGAAGAAACAAGCAAAAUCGGAGAAAUCUGGUGUAGAGCUUUGUGGGAAGCCAGAGCGUAGAAGCCUGGUGCGAAGGCCAUGUUGAAGAAGCACAUAAGUGUAAUAAAGUUCGUCCGCACGGUACAGCCGGAUGUAUGAUGUAUUUUACCAAUAUUUUACUCAUGUAAUAUACUAGUACCUAGUAAUCUAGUAUUCCCUCCGUCCCGGUCAUUUCUUUCAAUUUUCCUUUUUGGGCCGUCCCAAUUAAUUUUUCCAACUUUCACUUUUGGAAAUAAUAUGUGAUUCACAUUCAUUCAAUUUUUUCUUACACAAAUACAACAAUACAUUUUCACUUUAUUCCCACUACUUAAAUUUGCGAUAUCGGUCAAAACCCGAAGAAAUGAUCUGGAAGGAGGGAGUAUGAAUUAGAGUUAAUUCUGAUUUUCUGUGGCCGCCAUUUUAGAGUUUUCUGAAGAUUCUCCGCCGUCAAUGGAGGAAGCAAUCCGGAACCUGUGGGAAGAAGUGAGGGAUCUGAGCCUAGGAACAACCUCUCAAAUUGAUCACCUCCCCUCUCCCCCUACCCCUCUUCAAUUUCUCCGCGACUACGUUUCCCCCAAUAAACCUUGCCUCAUAUCCAACGCCGUCAACCACUGGCCCGCCACCGCUCUCUGGCACUCCACCCGUUACCUCCUCGACUCCCUCUCUUCCUCCACUGUCUCCCUCCACCUUACCCCGACCGGCCGUGCGGACUCCGUUACCUCUCUUCCCACCUCCCCUUCAUCCCUCUGCUUCGCCUCCGCCCAUGUCGAAAGACUCUCUUUCCCUGACGCUCUACAGUCGGUUCUUCAAUCCGAAGGCCGUUCAUCUGUUGCUUACCUGCAGCAACAGAACGAUUGUUUCCGUUCGGAAUAUGAAGAACUCCGUCAGGACUGCGAUUCCCAUAUCUCGUGGGCAAGCGAUGCCCUAGGAUGCCUUCCCGAUGCCGUGAACCUCUGGAUAGGGAAUGAUCUGUCUGAGACUUCUUUCCAUAAAGACCAUUAUGAGAAUCUCUACGCAGUGAUUACUGGGGAGAAGCAUUUUCUUCUGCUUCCUCCUACAGACGUCCACAGGAUGUAUAUUAGAGAGUAUCCGGCUGCUCAAUAUCACUAUUCUCAGGAGAGCAGGGAGUUUUCGUUGGAACUCGAGGAUCCAGUUAGGUAUGUGCCCUGGAGCAGUGUGAAUCCAUAUCCCUCACCUGAUUUGAAGGAGAAAGAAAUAGCAGAGUUUCCUCUGUAUUUUAAUGGUCCUAAGCCAUUUGAAGUCACAGUAAAGGCUGGGGAGGUUCUUUAUUUGCCAAGUAUGUGGUUUCAUCAUGUUAGACAAAGUCCAGACAGAAGAGGACUCACAAUUGCAAUAAACUACUGGUAUGAUAUGCAGUUUGAUGUCAAAUAUGCUUACUUCAACUUUCUGCAUUCCUUAGCUUCUUCAAAACACAAUUGUCAAAUAUCCUGUUGCAGAGUUUGCACAGAAUCAUGCUCGUGUACAUCUGCAAGUAUUUCAGAAGAUGAAUCCACAAUCUCUGCUCGUGUCAUGCAUAAAUCUUAACGAAAUAGAUGACAGGUAACAACUAACAAGUGAGAAAUUGUAAAUGUGGCUUCUGAUCCUGUGGUCUGUCAUCUAUGAGAGGGCAUGCAAGAAACUAGAACAGAGUUUUGCAAAUUGUCUAUUUGUCGAGGUAAUGGUGAAUUAGACUUCAAUUUACUAGGCUUGAGCAAGGUAAAGUUUAUCUUAGAUUUACCCAAACUGCGAAAGACUUUUCUGACUAAUCUUCAAAGUACCAUGAUGCCCAGGUUCUAGGAUGAGGCUCGCGAUUAAUGCUAAAGUCAUUUGUAUUUUCACCACAUCAGUGUAAGUUAAGUGGAUAAGAUUAUUUGGUGUCCAUAACAAAGGUUUUUAAAGAUUAUAUUUUAAAGAUUAUAGAUUCUAUUGAUUUUCAUAUCCUAUUGGUGCAAUACUUUAUC